AUGAGCGAAAGAAAGGGGAGAAUAAAGUUAAAAAUUCAUUUCGAAAAUGACGCAGAGAAUAAUGACGGAGCAGUGGCUAGCGAGAAGGGGAAGCCUGUCAAAUCAAGCGACUUGAAGAGGAGGAGGAGGAGUGGUGACGUAGAAGAUGAGUCAGAUGGGAGAGGAGAUGAAGGAGAGGGUAGCGAAACGAUGCAAGAACGAGACGGGAACAGUUGUAGGGGUCGCAAGAAGCACAGGCGAGAUCGCCUAGAAGAAAGAAUUACGUCCAUCAUUUCGCACCUAACCAGAAUAGCUUGCAUUUGUGAAGACAAGAACAACCACGUGACUGACAACAACAGUGUCACGCACAGUCGGGAGAAUAGCAACGAGGGAAGUCGCGAGAACAGCAGAGAGGAUAGCCGAACACACAGUAAUGAUUACAGUCGAGGGUACAGCGCCGACAACAGUGGAAAAUUCAGCUUGGAUUUCAGCCGCGAGAAUAGCCGAGACGACACCAAAGAAAAUAAAAAUUCUCGCAUCAGCAAAAAACUUACCAAGGAAAUGUACAAGUAUGAAAAGAGCCUGAUGAGUCUAAAUCAUUUUAUUAAUAACAGAAAAAACAAGCUUGAUGAAAUUACCUUCCCUAAUGGACUAAUAAAAGCAGUGGACAACUACCAAAGCCCGGACGUGUGGAUUUACAAUUACCUUCUCCUGGAGUGCAAGAAACAGAGCGAUAAGUACCGUAACUUAAUACAAAACAUUGGCGCAUUUGAUAGCACCCUCAAAAAUAAAAUUAUGAAUGAACAGGUUGAUGGUAUCACCAUGCCUGUGUAUGCCUCUGUUCAUCCCAGUAAACUGGAGGGACUUCCAAAGGGAGGGAAAAACUACUACGCAAAUGUACAUGUGCCUAAGGAGCUCGCGGGAGCAUACUUUGAAGAAUUGAAGAGGCGCAACUGA
Plasmodium fragile is the source of this 936-nucleotide messenger RNA. RefSeq lists its product as uncharacterized. Bases 1 to 936 code for a protein of 311 amino acids. The transcript has a single exon. NCBI's taxonomy places the organism in Eukaryota, Apicomplexa, Aconoidasida, Haemosporida, Plasmodiidae. The record is from RefSeq and is a predicted model, not a curated record.